AUGGCGGCGGCGGCGGCGGCGGCGGCGGCGGCGGCGUCGGCGUCGGCGUCGGCGUCGGCGUCGGCGUCGGCGUCGGCGCCGUCGUCGUCGUUGUCGUCGUGGUGCCCAGUGCCCGGCCAAGAGUGCGGCGCCACCGUGUUGUGCGGCAGCCCCCUCGCAGUGGGCCCCCGCUGCGGCCGCCCCGCUCACGCCCAGCCCUGCCUGCGCCCCCGCACGCCUCGAGUGCGCCUCGAGUGCGCCUGCUGCCUUCCUUGCGGUGCUGCUCCGGCGCCGCUCCGGUGCCCCAGAGGAGGCCCGCGGGCCCGCGCUGCCCUGCUCCGCCACCCUCUCGUCUCGAGAGUCGUCGGCGGGCCCGAGGGGGAAGUGAGGAGGGGCGGGCCUCCUCGCUUCCCCCCCUCGUUCGCGGCCGAACCACCCUCUCGGCUCGAGGGGGGGCGGGCGGCGAGGUAG
Molecule: messenger RNA, 450 nt
Organism: Prorocentrum cordatum
Lineage: Eukaryota; Dinophyceae; Prorocentrales; Prorocentraceae
Source: the annotation of a GenBank genome assembly